This is a messenger RNA of Schistocerca serialis cubense, 593 nucleotides long. Its product is annotated as serine/threonine-protein phosphatase 2A 65 kDa regulatory subunit A alpha isoform-like. The transcript has 4 exons. The record is from RefSeq and is a predicted model, not a curated record. Lineage: Eukaryota; Metazoa; Arthropoda; Insecta; Orthoptera; Acrididae. Bases 44 to 562 code for a protein of 172 amino acids.
AGCUGCAGAGGAAUUUAUAACGUCAAGGAUAUUGGCAUGCAGAAUGGCGCGCUCGUAUUAUGGACGUGUUUCGGCGAGAGCAAGAGACGAACUGCGCAAAAUUUUGAAUCGUCUCAUUGUGGAUAACAACUUACAAGUGAGAAGAACUGCCGUCACAGUAUUAGCUUACAUUGAAAAUGAAGAUGAUGUCCAGUCCUACGGUUCGUACUUCACGUCAGCUUUGGAGAAAUACGCAGAGGAAGAAAAGGGUGGGCUACGCGAGAAAGGGGCACGACUGUUAAUCGACGUAUCUUCAUAUCCACAACUUUCUGAGGAAACAAGAGAAGCAAUAAUACCCGUCUUGCAAAAGUAUUCAAAACAUUCCUCGUGGGAAGUCCGACACAUGAUUGCUAACAACAUUUUGAAAGUUCUGAAAGCUCUGAAAGUACAAACAUUCAAAUCACGUCUAGCCAGAGUGCUUCAAAAUUUGUUAGCAGAUUCAGAACCUAUAGUUCGAACGGCAGCAGAUAAUCAAGUUGAAGAGUACUACAACUAUUUAAUCGAAACUGCAGAGGAGCCGUAAUCAUUUGCUGUAUUUUGUCACAAGACUUGGA